Blepharisma stoltei is the source of this 294-nucleotide messenger RNA. NCBI's taxonomy places the organism in Eukaryota, Ciliophora, Heterotrichea, Heterotrichida, Blepharismidae. The record is from the annotation of a GenBank genome assembly.
AUGUUUCCUAUUCUUCUUGAUAAUUCUGAAUCAGAAUAUGAAUGAAAUGAUAGUGAUACAGAAAAUGUUGAUACAGAUGACAAAAUAUUGGAGUUUUUAAGUCGUUUAGAUGGAAAAAUACUAGAUGAAAUAGAUCCUAUUCAGGAAACCUUCAAAUAUAGGAAGACUGAGGUGAUCAUUGAUGAUAAGAAGACAAUCGAUAAGAAAAUCCUGGACACCAGAAAAAAAAAAAUUAGAUCAGAUUCAAAUUUUAUCAGAAAAAUAAAAUUGAAUCAAACAUUAUCAGGAAAAUAA